UUUUUGGAGAUCCAGAAACUUCUGCUUUCCCGGUUAAUUAUGAUGAGAAUCUGACCAUUGGUGAGCUCAAAAAUGUCAUAUUUGGUAAAGUCGGAGUUUUCUAUAACGUCAAAGCAAAGGACCUCACUAUAUAUAAAGUUAAUAUCGAUCUUAAUUCGGAUAACCCUCAACGAACUGCUCUCAGCGAUCAAAAUGCCGACAUUGAGAAGGAUUUGAACGGACAGGUGUUGCUCCCUACAAGAAAAGUUAAAGAGAUUUUUACAGAAUUCUCUCACGAUCAUAUUCACAUAAUUGUCGGAGUUCCUGAAUUUUCCGCAACUUCUGCUUCAAUUUUUGAUUACAGUCAACUGAAAAGGCAGAAUGUUACUCUCUCCAAGAUAAGCCAAAAAAAUCUGGAUGAACUGCUAAAUCAUUUGCAUUUUCGUCAAGAUGUAGUCAAUAUCACUGUGGCUUUAACAAAGAAUUUUGAUAGACCAUUUGUGUGGGAUGAACAAAACGAAGAUCAACACGCGGAAGAUCAAAAGGAUGAAACUGAUGAGGUGAUUCAGCGAGGAUACAUGAGUUAUUUAAACGAAAAUGUCUCUAUUUCCUCGAAAUAUGUCUGGUACAAUUCAAAGCUCAAGAAAGAUCUCUUAAAUGUCAAUUAUGCCGCACUUCCUUACAGCAUAAGUGGGACAACGGAUGUAUUGGUCAUGGACCGACACUUUGUCGGGGCUUUAAAUUUUCGCAGUGGGAUUCGAGCCGGGUUUAAGCUAAAGAAAAAUAUUCAAGAAUCUGACACAACUCAAGCUAUUGCAGAGCUUAUUGCGACAAAUAUUAUUUCAAAUCAUGCCGUUUUUAUUGUUCUCACAGAUUUAAAUAAUACAUGGAUGUUCUAUUGGCUUACAGAUGAUAGAAAAGUUAUGAUGUCUUCAACCGAUUCACUUAAUGCUCUUAACAUUAUUGAGAGUGCACUUUCCGGAACUUCCAAAAUCACCGCUAACUUUCCUAUCGGAAUGAGAAGUAACUACUUUCGUCAUAUGGAAAACACAACACGCAAGAGCAUCAGAGAAUAG
This is a messenger RNA of Acaulospora morrowiae, 1055 nucleotides long. Lineage: Eukaryota; Fungi; Glomeromycota; Glomeromycetes; Diversisporales; Acaulosporaceae. The record is from the annotation of a GenBank genome assembly.